AUGUCUCGUAUUGUUUAUCCGUGUGCUGCUUGCAAGAUUCAACGAAGAAAAUGUGGAGAUAAAUGCGUGCUCGCUCCAUAUUUCGCACCAAACGAUCCACACAAAUUCUUUGUUGUACACAAAUUAUUUGGUGCAAGGAACAUUGCCAAAAUCCUUCGGGAUAUUGCGGUUGAGAAUAGAGAAGAUGCUGUAACAAGCGUGGUAUAUGAAGCAAGUGUGAGAGUGAACGAUCCAAUCUACGGUUGCACUGGCGCCAUCUGUCGAUUGCAGAAGGAAGUAUUGGACCUUCAAUCACAACUAGCAACUGUUCAAGCAGAGCUCCACAACACACAGGCUAAUCUUUCGUCUCUCCUCACCGGAUUUUGUAAUUCCGUUGGAGAAGAAAAUGCAGUGGGUGUUGUACAUCAAAGCGAUCCAUAUAGUGAAAAUGGAACAACAGUGGAUAACCUAAGGGUUUUGCAAGACGAUGAGGACCCGUUUGGAUUAUGGGCGCCACUGUGA
Molecule: messenger RNA, 501 nt
Organism: Cryptomeria japonica (Japanese cedar)
Lineage: Eukaryota; Viridiplantae; Streptophyta; Pinopsida; Cupressales; Cupressaceae
Product: LOB domain-containing protein 11-like
Exons: 2
Coding region: 1-501 (166 amino acids)
Source: RefSeq, a predicted model, not a curated record